GGCAAUCCUAGGACCGAUGCAUGAAGCCCGCAGGACUACUAAGCGGGGGUCUGGCAAAGAGCAGGUUGAAGGCGCUAGACUUCAUGCCGACUGAGUGUCGACAUCCCGGUUUGCAACGCCAUCCUGUGCCAUCGGAAAGGGGCUUCGCACCGCCGCCCCCGCUCCCUAAACUCGAAGCUUACCUCGUUUGUGCCACGUCUGUGUGCCGAUGGGGUCAUUUGGUGGCUCGGUGGAGGCAGCCGUGCUCGAGGUGCUGCGGGCGCUCGGGGAGGACCCGGAACGCGCUGGCCUUCGCGACACACCGAAGCGUGUUGCAAAAGCCUUCAAGGAGCGGCUGGUCGGAUACUGCCAGAAGCAAUGGCGCGAGCAUGAAUUCAAACUGUUUGAGGAGCCCUCGCUGCAACCCGGCAGCCCAGUGGACAUCCUCGAUGUUGUCGUGCAUUCCACAGAUACCUCCAGCCUGGCUCCCUAUGAGGCCCGCGUGCACGUCUCCUACAUCCCCCUCCGCAAGGAGGUUGUGGGUCUCAGCAAGGUGCCGCGGGCGAUCAAGCUCACCGCCAAACAGCUGCACUCCCCGGCCAGCCUGGCACACGCCCUGGCGACCCGCCUGGCCGACGGCCUCGGGCCCGACCGCUGCGGCGGCGUGGCGGUGCUGGUGGUGGUGGCGGCGGCGGCGGAGGGGCAGCAGCAGGAGCAGCAACAGCAGGAGCAGCUGCAGCAUGUGGCGGCGGAGGAGGCGGCCGGGCAGGAGGGCUCUGCUGCUGCCUGGCUCCCGCCGUCCCCUUUCCCAACCCUCCCACCGCCACCAAGCGCCGCGGCCCGCUGCUGCCGAGUCGAGGCAUGUGUGUCGGGGGCCUAUGCCGCCGGCCUGCAGCUGCAGCCGCCGCAGCCGCCGCAGCCGCAGCCACAGCAGCCGCAGCCGCAGCAGGUGUUGGAGAUGAAGGCGGGGGCGCCCCAGUGGCAGCAGCCCGCCGCCGCCCUGAGCCGGGCAUUGCCAGCCUGUCUGGAGGAGUUCCUGGACCGGGCCGGAUGCAGCAACCUCGCCAUCUCCAUCCACACCACCACCACUGCCAUCGACACCACCGCGCCGCCGCCACCGCCACCGCCUCCACCGCCACCGCGGGCUGCUGGUGGCAGCGGCGCCACUGGCCCGACGUCACCUGGGCCGCCAUCAUCGAGCCGCCGGCUUCCCGACCCGACCAGCCCUAACGGCCCCAACGGCCCCACCGGCCAAAACGACCUGACAGACCCCAGAGACCCCACGGACCCCACAGACCCCGCGGCGGACCCGCUGCCGCCGCCGCUGCUGCUGGCCCCCGUCCGCCGCCUGGUGGGGGCGGUGCUGCAACAGCACGUGCCCGCAGACCACCCCGCACACCGGGUCGUCGACUCCAUCGCCCGGCGCUUCACAGCGGACCUCCAGCGCGCCACCAUCGGCUACAGCCUGCCGCUGCUACUGCCGCUGGUGCCGCCGCUACUGCCGCCGCACCCCAACGCCGUCUCAGCAUCAGCAGCGCCGCCAGCGGGGCCAACCCGCUCCUCCUCUUCCCCCUCCUGCCGCGGCUGCUGCUGCGGCCGCUCCCCCCACACGCUGCGCCUGUCCUUCAGCUCCACGUGCGAGCACCACAUGCUGCCCUUCAGUGGCACAGCCACACUGGCCUGGACCUGCGCCGUGUGUGGCGGCCCUGGUGGCGGCGGCCCUGGCGGCAGCGGCCGUGGCGGCAGCGACCGUGGCGGCAGCGACCUUGGCGGCAGCGACCGUGGCGGCAGCGGCCCAGGCGGCGGCAGCCCUGGCGGCGGCCGUGGCGGCUGUGACGAUGACGGCCCUGGAGGAGGCGGCGUUAGUGAUUACUGUGAUGAUGGUGAUGGCAAUGGGGACGACGGCUGCGGCUGCUGUGUGUCGGCCGCGGCGGCGGUGGCGGCGGUGGCCACACGCGCGCUGCUGGUGCACUCCCGCCGCCUGUCGGUCCAGGAGCGCAUCACACACCAGCUGGCGGACACAGUGGGCGCCGCGCUGGAGCAGCUGCAGCGGCCGCCGCGGCUGCUGCGGGCGGCAGCAGUAGCGGCAGUAGCGGCCCCAGCAGACGCCGACGAUGGCGGCGGCGGCGGCGGUGACGGCGACUGCGACGGCAUUGGCGACGGCAUUGGUGGCGGCGGCGGCGGUGUGGGUGUGCUGGUGCAGCUGCGCGCCACGCACGCCUGCAUGUGUGCUCGGGGCACGGAGGCGCACGGCUGUAGCACCACCACCACCGCCGCCUGGGGCCGGGGCGCGGCACAGGGCAGCGCCGCCCGCAGACAGCUGUGCGCCGCCAUCCGGGCUGCUACUGCAGCUGGCACUGCCGGCAGUAGCGUCAGCAGUGGCAGUAGCAGCUUCGAUGCAUUCGACAUCGGUGGGGAUGGUGCUACUGCCAGGCUGCAGCAGCAGCAGCAGUCGGGCAGCCAGGGCCGGUCGGCGCUGCUGCCGCCCCCACCGCCCGCCUCGCCGCCAGGACUGCCGCCGCCGCCGCCCUCACGCGCCUGGUCGCUGAGUCUGCCGCUGCCUGCACUGCCCCCUCCCCCGCCUCCCCCUCCUCCGCCGCCGCCCCCGCCUCCUCCUCCACCUCCCCCUCCGCCCCUUCCUCCUCCUCCUGCUCCUCUUCCUCCUCCUCCUCCACCGCCCCCUCCACCUCACCCAUCGCCACCUCCGCCUCCUCUGCCACAUCUUCCUAACGCCAUUGUCAACCCUAUCCACCCCAUCCACUCCUCCUCCGCCCACGCCUCCGCCGCCGCCGCCGACCUCGCCGCCGCCGCCGCCUUUGCCCAGCUGUCGCGGCGCUCGCUUGAGUACGGCCCCCUGGGCGCCCACCUGGCGGCGCUGUGCCGGCGGGAGGCGGCGCGGCUGGGCCGCCCGCUGGCAGUGCUGGAGCUGGGGGCGGGCAGCGGCGGCGCGAUGAGGGCGCUGCUGCGGGCCCUGAAGGAGGAGGCGGCGGAGGAGGAGGCGGUGCCUGCGGACGCUGUUGCAGCGGACACAGUGGCGGUGGCGGCGGCGGCGAUUGCAGGGUCUGGGAAGGCAGCAAGCGGCACCGGCGCUGGCGCCAGGCCUGCUGGUGCAAGCCUUGCCGGUGCCAACGAUGUUGCCAGUGCGGGUGCCAGUGUCGGUGCGGGUGCGCCGGCGGGCCUGCUGCUGUCCCGGCUGGUGGGCCGCUACGUGGCUGUGGAGCCCAAUGCGGUGCAUGCGGCGCAGCUGGCAGAGGAUGAGGAGCUGGCGGCGGCACUGCUGGACCCGGCGGCGGCCGGCAGCAGCGGCGGCAGCGGCGGCGGCGGCGGCGUGGAGGUGGUGCGGGCCAGGCUGGGGCCGCUGCCGCCGCCGCCUGCGGCGGCUGCUGGUGGUGGGGAGAAGCAGCAGGAGCGGGAGGCGGAGGCGGUACUGCUGCUGCCCGACGGCACACCUGCUGCUGCUACUGCCCUUACGACUGCAUGUGGCGGCGCGCCGGGAUGCGGCGGCAGUAGCAGCGGCAGUAGCAGUGGUGGUGGCGGCGGCUUGUUCGAUCUGGUGCUGUGCUGCCACAGCCUGUACGGCGUGCGGCCCUGCAAGGCGGCGGCGGUGCGCUGGGCGGCGCGGCAGCUGCGGCGUGGGGCCAGUAGUGGCGGCUGCGGCAGUGGCUGUGGCGGUGGCGGCUGCGGCUGCGGUGGCGGCGGCGGCGGCUGUGUGGUUGUGUACCACCGGGCGGGUGAGGGCGCCGAGCGCCUGCUGCGUGACCUGCAGCUGCACCAGCAGGGGCAGGAGGAGGGACAGGAGGGGCAGGAGGAGGGGCAGGAGGGGCAGCAGCAGGGGCAGGCGGGGCAGGAGGGGCCGCAGCAGGGGCAGCAGCAGGGUCUGGUGCUGGAGGCGGCUGUGCAGCUGCCCGGCGGCCUGGUGGUCACCGACCUCAUGGGGGCGGCGGAGGGGGAGGUGGGGGAGGAGGAGGGGCAGGAGAAAGGGGAGGAGGUGGACAGCGGAGGCGCUGCCCAAGACGCCGACAUGGCCCUGGACCAGCUGUUGAUCGCGUUGGGCUGGACACCACCUCCAGCACCAGCACCAGCACCAGCAGCAGCAGCAGCAGCCACCCCGGAAAGCAACACGGCGGCAGCGACAGCCGCAGCCGCCGACAGCAACACGGCGGCGGCAGUGGACGGGAGCUUGGGGAGACCGGCUGCGGAGGCCGCCGCCGCGUCGCCCGACGAGCAGCCGCCGCAGCAGCAGGAGAAGCGACAGGAGCAGGGGCGUGAGCAGGGGCGUGAGCAGCAGGGGCGGCUGCUGCGGGCUCGCUUCCGCGCUGCGUGUGUACGGGGGCUGCCGCCCAGCCACCCCCUGGCCGCCGCGCUGCCCCCAGCAGCAGCAGGCCCCUGCUGGUUCUACGACAGCCCGGGCGUGGCGCUGGUGCUGCGGGCGGCGGCGGGAGGGAGCAACACUGGCGGCAGCAGCAGUAGCAGCAGCAGCAGUAGCAGGAGCGCCGGCCACGGCCACGGCAAUACCUACGCAGCCAGCGGUGCCGGUGCCGGGCAGAUACCGCUAGACGGCCCGGCCGCCGCCACUGCUGCUACUGCCUCUACUGCCGCCGCUACGCUUGAUGAGCUGGAGGCGGCGCUUCGCUCCACCGUCGCCACCACCACGACCGCCUCCACCACCGCCACCACCACCGCCACCACCCCCAUCAUCACCGCUAUGGCGCUUGACACGACACUCGGCGCCACACCAUCACCACUGCCGCCGCUGCCACCGCCGCCGCCGCUGCUGCUGCGCCCCGGCAGCGGGGAGUACGAGUUCGCCAUGAGUCGGCUGAAGGAGCGGGCGGCGAGGGGCCGGCGGCCGCUGGCGCUGGCACUGCCGCGCAAUGCAGAGGGCGUGCAGGCCUGUGUGCGCUGGGCGCUGGCCCACCGCCGGCCGCUGACGGUGGUGGGCGGCGGCCACAGCGGCCACUGCGCCGCCGACGGCGUCCUGGCCGUCAGCCUGAGGCACCUGAGCGGCGUGCGGGUGGACGCGGCGCGGCGGGAGGUGACGGCGGGCGGCGGCGCAGUCAUGGGCGACGUGGCGGCGGAGGCGGAGGCGGCGGGGCUGGCGGUGACCACUGGGGCGCGGCCCAGUGUGGGGGUGGGUCUGCUGCUGGCGGGCGGUGUGGGGCACCUGGCUCGGCCGCACGGCCUGGCGCUGGACAACAUACGAGCAGUCAGUUUCGUGGAGCUGCAGCGCGGGCGGCUGCUGCGAGCUGACGCCGCCGCCCUGCCCGGAGCCUUCUGGGCCCUGCGCGGCGCCGGCCCCUGCUUCGGCAUUGUGGUGUCAGUGACGCUGGCGGCGCACCCCCUGACCACCAUUGGCACACUGGACCUGCAGCUGCCCCUGCAACUGCCGAUGCCGCUGCCUGCGCCGCCGCUGCCGCCGCCGCCGCAGCUGGUGCCCCCCCAAGAUCUCCAGGCGCCGCCCUCACAGCCGCCAAGGCCGGAAGCGGCGCCAGCACCAGCACCAGCAGCGCCAGCAGCAUGCGGCCUCGGCAGCGAGCAGCUGGCCGCCACAAGUACAGGUACAGGAACAGGAACAGGAACAGGCACGGCCACAGGCACGGCCUUUCCGCCCCCUAACCCCGCACACGCCAGCGCUGCAUCCACUACAAAAGCAGCCACCACCACCGCCUCCGCCGCCUCCGCCGCCUCCAGCAGCGCCCGCCUGCUGCUGUGCGAGUACGCGGCCGCCACCGCCGCCGCCCCGCGCGCCCUGUCCGCCGACGCCUUCCUGUACUGGUCCGGGCCGCACCGGCAGCGGGACCUGCAGCUGGCCGUGUGCACCUUCCAGAUACCGCAACAGCGGCGGGAGGAGGAGCAGGAGGAGGAAAAGGAGGGGCGGGAAGAGGAGGAGGGGCGGGAAGAGGAGGAGGGGCUGCCAGUGCAAGGGCAGCAGCAGGGGCCCAGGCGGCCGCAGCACGUGGAGCUCGCCGCGGGUGAUGGCGGAGCAGGCGGCGGAGCAGGCGGCGGUGGCGGCCAGUGGGCGGCGUCCCUGCGGCUGGCGGCGCGGCUGUGUGCGGCCGCGGGGGUGCCGCUGUCGGAGGCGCUGCGUCGCGGCCCCGACGCCGUGCGCCCCACACAGCUGUUUGACCGGGAGUUGUACAUGAGCAUGGACGCGCGGCGGGUGCUGACGGGCCCACUGCAGCAGCAGCAGCAGCAGCAGCAGCAGCAGCAGCAGCAGCAGCAGCAGCAGCAGCAGCAGCAGCAGCAGCAGGUGAUGGGCGGUGCAGUGGAGAGUGCGGUGUGGGGUGUGGGAAAGGAAGCGGGCCCGGCGCCAAAGUGCGGCACCUUCAAGCGCUGCUGCUUCCUGCUGCCACCACCCCAGCCGCCAGCCCCGCCGCCACCCAGCAGCGACGACCGCCGCCGCCGCAGCGGUGGCGAUCACCCUUGCGGAGGCGGCGGCGGUAACGGCGGUGACGGCGGCGGUGGCGCCGCCUCCUGCUGGCCUGCGGGUGAGGCGCUGCUGCAGGUGCUGGCGGCCUCGCCCUCGCCGCUGUGCUACGUGCACCUGGUGCACUGCGGCGGCGCGGCGGCCGAGCCCGAACCCGCCGCCUGCGCCUUUGGCUGCCGCGGCUGGCAAUGGGCGGCGGUGGUCAGCGGCGUGUGGCUGCUGCAGCCGCCGCCGCCGCCACCCCAGGCAUCCCAGCCACCCAAGCCACCCAAGCCGCCACCCAGCGCAGGCGCUACUCGGCAAGGGUCUGCCGGUGUCGCCGCCGGUGCAGCCCAGACCACUGCCGGCGCUGCUGCGGCGCCUGCCGUUAUGGCGGCGGCGGCGGCGGCGACGGCGGCGGAGCCAGCGGCAGCGGCGACGGCGGCAGCGGCGGAGCCAGCGGCAGCGGUGGUUGACCCGGCCCUGCUCGCGGCGUGCCUGGACGGUACGGCGGCUGUGGACUGGGUGUACGACAGUGUACGGGCGCUGCUGCCGUACAGCGUGGGCACGUACGCGGCGGACCUGGGCCCGAGCGACCCCCGGGACGUGGAGCUGGCGACGCAUGCGUUCGGCGGCGGCGGCGGCGGGAUGGCGGCGGCGGCGGUGGGAGCGGCUGGCGUAAAGGCGGGGGACGGCCCGCGGGCCCCUCCACCCAUUGGGAUGGCGCUUGAUGGCGGCAGUGAUGAGGUGGGCUGCGGAGCAGGCGCGGACGCGGGGGUUGAGGGGCUGGGCUGGGCGGCCCAGGUGCCGUCCGGGGCGGCCUGGUUGGGGCCUGGCGGCGGUGGUGGUGGCGGCGGCGGCGGCGGCGGUGGCGGGCGGCUGCAGCUGCUGGCGGCUAUGAAGCGGGCGGCGGACCCGGCAGGGCUGCUUGUGGCGGGUGCGCCGCCGCUGCUGCAGGCGGCGGCGCUACAGUUGGCGGCGUUGGGCGUGGGAGGGGAGGAGGCAGGCGGCGAUGGGGCUGGCCCGUAGCAGGAUGGCGGAGUGGUGGUGCGCGGAAAUGGUGCAUGCGCCUGAAGACCCCUGGUGGCGGGGUGCUGCCUGGCGGCCGCGUGGCAGGAGCAGGUGGCUGGGGCGCGCACGUGUAUGUCGCGUUUGGAUGCAGGGUUUGGCAGGCUUCUGUCGGGUCGUUUCUGACGCGGCCACGAAGUAGAGUGAGGCGUGUGGGCGGUUUGGUGUUGGUGUUGGUGUUGCAGGAUGGAUGUUGUUGCAAGCUCUGUGUGUACCGAGGGACGUGCUGGACGUUCCAAUUGUGAAGAACGAGUGGUUGCGCUGCACCCAAUUUAGAUGUCCGUGUUGCAUGCUGACCACUGCACAUUGUGUGCCCAGGAUCGUGCAACGCCUCCGCAAUGCCGAUGGCUGCCCAGCACAUAAUUCGCAGUACUGCUAAGCAAAGGAAUACCCGGAUUGCAGCUUGUUGAAAUGCAAGCAUGUCGCAGCUCUGGGUCUUUCAAUGGGCAGG
This is a messenger RNA of Chlamydomonas reinhardtii, 7904 nucleotides long. RefSeq lists its product as uncharacterized. Gene Ontology annotation, molecular function: FAD binding. Bases 209 to 7414 code for a protein of 2401 amino acids. The record is from RefSeq and is a predicted model, not a curated record. The transcript is spliced from 11 exons. Lineage: Eukaryota; Viridiplantae; Chlorophyta; Chlorophyceae; Chlamydomonadales; Chlamydomonadaceae.